GGGGGUGGGGAGUGUUGUUAACCGGAGCGGCAGCCGCAGUCGCGCGGAUUGAGCGGGCUCGCGGCGCUGGGUUCCUGGUGAGUGGGGCGAAGUCUGGCCCGAGUUGUGGUUGGGGUCAGGACCCGAACCUUCCCCUUGAGGUCUCCGGAGUCGGCGAGCCCCUCAGCCCCGCCGCCCGCUUUCGGCCUGUCAGCUGGCCGGAGACCUCAGACGCCGGUGCGGCCGCUCUGCUCAAGCCUGGGCCCUGCCUGCGACGCCCGCAACUCCUGGUGCUCACAGGUCUCCGGGCCAGGGCAAUGUUCCGCACGGCAGUGAUGAUGGCGGCCAGCCUGGCGCUGACCGGGGCUGUGGUGGCUCACGCCUACUACCUCAAACACCAGUUCUACCCCACUGUGGUGUACCUGACCAAGUCCAGCCCCAGCAUGGCAGUCCUGUACAUCCAGGCCUUUGUCCUUGUCUUCCUUCUGGGCAAGGUGAUGGGCAAGGUGUUCUUUGGGCAACUGAGGGCAGCAGAGAUGGAGCACCUUCUGGAACGUUCUUGGUACGCCGUCACAGAGACUUGUCUGGCCUUCACCGUUUUUCGAGAUGACUUCAGCCCCCGCUUUGUUGCACUCUUCACUCUUCUUCUCUUCCUCAAAUGUUUCCACUGGCUGGCUGAGGACCGUGUGGACUUUAUGGAACGCAGCCCCAACAUCUCCUGGCUCUUUCACUGCCGCAUUGUCUCUCUUAUGUUCCUCCUGGGCAUCCUGGACUUCCUCUUCGUCAGCCACGCCUAUCACAGCAUCCUGACCCGUGGGGCUUCUGUGCAGCUGGUGUUUGGUUUUGAGUAUGCCAUCCUGAUGACGAUGGUGCUCACCAUCUUCAUCAAGUAUGUGCUGCACUCCGUGGACCUCCAGAGUGAGAACCCCUGGGACAACAAGGCUGUGUACAUGCUCUACACAGAGCUGUUUACAGGCUUCAUCAAGGUUCUGCUGUACAUGGCCUUCAUGACAAUCAUGAUCAAGGUGCACACCUUCCCACUCUUCGCCAUCCGGCCCAUGUACCUGGCCAUGAGACAGUUCAAGAAAGCUGUGACAGAUGCCAUCAUGUCUCGCCGAGCCAUCCGCAACAUGAACACCCUGUAUCCAGAUGCCACCCCAGAGGAGCUCCAGGCAAUGGACAAUGUCUGCAUCAUCUGCCGAGAAGAGAUGGUGACUGGUGCCAAGAGACUGCCCUGCAACCACAUUUUCCAUACCAGCUGCCUGCGCUCCUGGUUCCAGCGGCAGCAGACCUGCCCCACCUGCCGUAUGGAUGUCCUUCGUGCAUCACUGCCAGCCCAGUCACCACCACCCCCGGAGCCUGCGGAUCAGGGGCCACCCCCUGCCCCCCACCCACCACCACUCUUGCCUCAGCCCCCCAACUUCCCCCAGGGCCUCCUGCCUCCUUUUCCUCCAGGCAUGUUCCCACUGUGGCCCCCCAUGGGCCCCUUUCCACCUGUCCCACCUCCCCCCAGCUCAGGAGAGGCUGUGGCCCCUCCUUCCACCAGUGCAGCAGCCCUUUCUCGGCCCAGUGGAGCAGCUACAACCACAGCUGCUGGCACCAGUGCUGCUGCUGCUUCUGCCACAGCAUCUGGCCCAGGCUCUGGCUCUGCCCCAGAGGCUGGCCCUGCCCCUGGUUUCCCCUUCCCUCCUCCCUGGAUGGGUAUGCCCCUGCCUCCGCCCUUUGCCUUCCCCCCAAUGCCUGUGCCACCUGCGGGCUUUGCGGGGCUGACCCCAGAGGAGCUACGAGCUCUGGAGGGCCAUGAGCGGCAGCACCUGGAGGCCCGGCUGCAGAGCCUGCGUAACAUCCACACACUGCUGGACGCCGCCAUGCUGCAGAUCAACCAGUACCUCACCGUGCUGGCCUCCUUGGGGCACUGGGGCCACAAGGGCACAUCAUUCUAUACUCUGUUCUGCAAGGCUCACCAAGGGCAGGACAAUCUGCCCAACCUAGGAUGCCAAGGCCAGGCCCGCCUCUCGUCCCUUCUCUUCCCAGGCCCCCCCGGCCUGCCACUUCAGUCAGCUCCGCUGAGGAGACUGCCACUACAGUUGUUGCUGCUGCCUCCUCCACCAGCAUCCCUAGCUCAGAGGCCACGACCCCAACCCCAGGAGCCUCCCCACCAGCCCCUGAAACGGAAAGGCCUCCAGCUCCUGAGUCAGUGGGCACAGAGGAGAUGCCCGAGGAUGGAGAGCCUGAUGCAGCAGAGCUCCGCCGGCGCCGCCUGCAGAAGCUGGAGUCUCCUGUUGCCCACUGACACUGCCCCAGCCCAGCCCCAACCCCUGCUCUUUUGAGCAGCCCUCGCUGGAACAUGUCCUGCCACCAAGUGCCAGCUCCCUCUCUGUCUGCACCAGGGAGUAGUACCCCCAGCUCUGAGAAAGAGGCAGCAUCCCCUAGGCCAAGUGGAAAGAGGCUGGGGUUCCCAUUUGUCUCCAGUCCCAGGCAGCCAUGGGGAUCUCGGGUCAGUUCCAGCCUUCCUUUCCAACUCUUCAGCCCUGUGUUCUGCUGGGGCCGUGAAGGCAGAAGGUUCAGCCUCUGAGAAGCCCUCUUCUUCCCCCACCCCUUUCCGGGAGAAGGGGCAGCCCCUCCAAGCCCUACUUGUAUGUGCGGAGUCACAUUGCAGAGUGCCGAACAGUAUUAGCUCCCGUUCCCAAGUGUGGACUCCAGAGGGGCUGGAGGCAAGCUAUGAACUUGCUCCCUGGCCCACCCCUGAGACUGGUACCCAUUUCCUUUUCUUACCCUGAUAUCCCCAGAAGCCUCGCGUGGUGGUGGCUGUGCCCCCUAUGCCCUGUGGCAUUUCUGCGUCUUACUGGCAACCACACAACUCAGGGAAAGGAAUGCCUGGGAGUGGGGGUGCAGGCGGGCAGCACCGAGGGACCCUGCCCCGCCCCUCCCCCCAGGCCCCUUUCCCCUGCAGCUUCUCAAGUGAGACUGACCUGGCUCACCCAGCAGCCACUGCCCAGCCGCACUCCAGGCAAGGGCCAGUGCGCCUGCUCCUGACCACUGCAAUCCCAGCACCCAAGGAAGGCCACUUCUCAACUGACAGAACUUCCGAAGUUUAGAAUUGGAAUUACUUCCUUACUAGUGUCUUUUGGCUUAAAUUUUGUCUUUUGAAGUUGAAUGCUUAAUCCCGGGAAAGAGGAACAGAGUGCCAGACUCCUGGUCUUUCCAGUUUAGAAAAGGCUCUGUGCCAAGGAGGGACCACAGGAGCUGGGACCUGCCUGCCCCUGUCUUUUCCCCUUGGUUUUGUGUUACAAGAGUUGUUGGAGACAGUUUCAGAUGAUUAUUUAAUUUGUAAAUAUUGUACAAAUUUUAAUAGCUUAAAUUGUAUAUACAGCCAAAUAAAAACUUGCAUUAACAA
Messenger RNA from Pongo pygmaeus (Bornean orangutan), 3376 nucleotides. RefSeq names its product synoviolin 1 (gene SYVN1). The coding region runs from base 297 to 2309 and encodes 670 amino acids. NCBI's taxonomy places the organism in Eukaryota, Metazoa, Chordata, Mammalia, Primates, Hominidae. The transcript has 16 exons. Gene Ontology annotation, cellular component: endomembrane system. The record is from RefSeq and is a predicted model, not a curated record. Gene Ontology annotation, molecular function: ubiquitin protein ligase activity. Gene Ontology annotation, biological process: proteasome-mediated ubiquitin-dependent protein catabolic process; ERAD pathway.